Molecule: messenger RNA, 1287 nt
Organism: Xyrauchen texanus (razorback sucker)
Lineage: Eukaryota; Metazoa; Chordata; Actinopteri; Cypriniformes; Catostomidae
Gene: txndc9
Product: thioredoxin domain containing 9
Exons: 5
Coding region: 77-757 (226 amino acids)
Biological process (GO): microtubule cytoskeleton organization
Cellular component (GO): cytoplasm
Source: RefSeq, a predicted model, not a curated record
UCACUACGUUCAACCAUUCGUCAUCGUGCCGCGUUCUUGAAACAACACAGCGUAGGUAGUCAGUGUUUGAAAGAAAAUGGCCAGUCAGUCAAUGGAGAUUGUUGCGAAGGCUCUGGAGCAGCAGGUGCUGCAGUCUGCACGGAUAGUGGAAGAACAGCUGGAUGCUAAACUGGACAAGUUGGAACGGCUGGAUGAAGAUGACUUGGAACGGCUCAAGGAGAGAAGACUCGAGACCCUUAAGAAAGCUCAGAAGCAGAAGCAGGAAUGGAUGUCUAAAGGACAUGGAGAAUACAGAGAGAUUCCAAGUGAGAAAGAUUUCUUUGCAGAAGUGAAAGAAAGCAAAAAUGUGGUCUGCCAUUUCUACAGAGAUUCUACAUUCAGAUGCAGAAUUUUAGACAAGCACUUGGCUAUUGUGGCUAAGAAACAUCUGGAAACAAAGUUCAUCAAGCUGAAUGUUGAGAAGGCUCCAUUCCUAACCGAGAGGCUGAGGAUUAAAGUCCUUCCGACACUGGCUCUGGUAAAGGAUGGGAAGACAAAGGAUUUUGUUGUGGGCUUUACUGAUCUGGGCAACACAGAUGAGUUCCCCACUGAAGUGCUGGAGUGGAGACUGGGCUGCUCAGAUAUCAUCAACUACAGUGGGAAUCUUUUGGGGCCUCCAGCAAUUGGCCAGAAGCAAGGGUCAAAGUUCACCAAGGUGGAGAAAAAGACCAUCAGAGGCAAAGGUUAUGACUCGGACUCUGAAUCUGAUGAGGAUUAGAGAACCCAAACAUCAAGCGCUGUCUUUUUCAGGGCUUCCUACAUAACAGUCUUGUAAAACCACAUUGUGGUCACUUGUUUUCUUGCCGUGUCUUAUUUAAUUUCUUGUCACUCAGCUAUUACUUAUGUUUGACCAAUGUAAAUGACUGAAUACAGCCACCUGAAAAGGUGAUCAUUCAAACUUUACCCAUUAUGUUUGAUCUACAGAAUUAAACCUUUAUACAAAUCAGAAUUCUGGUUAAACCUCUUUUUUUUUUUUUUUUUUGUAUUAACCAAAGAAAAUGUUAUUUAUUUGACAGAUUUCCUGUAAGCUUUUGUUUUACUCAAUGUUGCAAAAAAAAAACACAAUCAAUAUUUUGGCCUCUUAAUGGACUGAUGCUUAGGUCAGAGAGCAUCAAACAAGUGCCAAGGAAGCAAGCUUCUUCAUUCCAAUAAAAAUUGCCACCUCUUUCUCCCAUUGAUGUGAAAGGUUGCAGGCUUUUUUUCUUCUUAUGUAGCAAUACAUGACUCAUUAAAAAUGAUAAUUUUAAA